CGAGCUGUAGUACGGAUACUUGCAUCAUUCUCAAGCUAGAUCCGCCAAGCCCUCGUCCUUCUCGUCUCUCAUCAUCCCCUCCAAUCGAGCUGUUGCGAUGUCGAGAAUGAAGACGUCGCGGGUGCGGCCCCAACCUGCUUCAUCUUCUUCGGAUGGCAACACCACCUCCUCCAAACCUUCGACGAUUCAUCUGAAGACUGGGCCAGCGGGCUACACUCUCCCUCAGCGUCCUUCCGACAGCACUGUGGCCAACGCGAAGCUGCGCAACGACGGGGCCAGAGGCGGAAGGCACACGCUCUCUUCGGAUACGCCUUUACCUGCUGUUGGCAAACCACCUGGCGCGCCAUACUGGUGGGUGCCGCCAGAAGCUCAGGCGUCCCAUGGCAAUUCGCACUCACACUCAAAUGGGAAUGGUAUCAAGGCCACCAAGAAGGGCCCUCUGACACCCUUCAAUGGGGCGGAGCAUGAGUCGAAAAAGGCGAUUGGCAAGGUCUCUAAGCGCCUUCAAGCUGAAUACACGCCGCGGCCUCCACCGCAAGCAAGACCGGAACAUCUCGGCAUGCCAAUGCCCGUCACACCUUUGGAGGGCCACGUCUCGCCCCUUCGUCCGCUCGAAGCGCCAGUCAUCCUCGACGUCCUCAAUGUGCCGCCGGCGGCAUCCAUGCGAGAGCUGAGAAGGUCCAUUUGCAGAGCUUCCAGGGAAUUGCAAAGAGGCCCGCCUUACUUGCCGCUGCACAUCACCAAGCCCCCCAAAGCGAGCACGGCGCGCCUGCUGCUAUCCGACGAGGGCACAGCGAUGCGAUGGCUCGGCAUCUUUUCGGGGUCCAACUCUCCCUUGAGUAAGGUGAUGGUGAGGGAUAAUAGGCUGGCAUUCCAAGUUAGCGCAAGACCACCCGAGACGAAUGCUUGGCUGGCUCUCGCGUCUCCGAUCGAUGAUGAUGACUACGUCGGGGACGCAGAGGUGGAUUUGCCCCCGGACCUGCCGUUUAGCGGGCUGACCUGCGGUGCAUGGGACGACAAGAGCCAAUUCUGUCCGGCAUGGAAAGCGAAAGAUCGGGAGAAUGGCUCGGGGGCUGUACUGCUUAUCGAUGAGGCGCGGAUGCACCUGCACGUGGAUCAAGGCAUCAUUCAGAUCGAUCUGCGCAAUAUUAAGCGUUCCAUGAUCUGCGGCACACACUUGUACUUGGAGCUACGCUGGACUCCGGCUUUCAUACUACCAAACGACCCGGUCCGCGCACUCACGGGAUGGGACGAGUACUCCAAAUAUGACGAUGAAGAUGACGCCGCAGGCCCGCCAGAGUAUCAGAGGAUGCCGUUUUUCGAUCAGAGGCACGGCCUGGUUGCACCUUAUGCCCACGUCAUUUGCCUCAAAGCGCUGCGCCCUCGCCAAAUGAUUCACAGCUUCAUCGCAUCUGUGCGGCCCCGACUAGCGCAGCCGGCAAGCUUGUCGUCCGUCGCCACGGGACCCCUCGAGCAUUUUACCGAGAGCACACUGAGAAAAUUGAGGGAGCUUUACACCAAACUUAGCUUCGACGUGGCUUUCCAGUUGGAACGCAUUGUUCGUGAUGGGCUCAUCCUGCCUCUGGAAGCGCUUAGCCUUGCGCCGCAGCUUACAGCGCUCGAUAAACGCGCCUCGAUGCAGGAUGUGGUGGAUGGGCCCAAAAGAGCGGCAGCGAUAUUGGAAAACUUUUCCGCGCGACUCAUUCGCAACAAGAGCCCCGUCAACGAAGCCGCGCAGCCUCGUCAGGCCUACAAGCGGUUGUUGCCCGCCAAGGUCAAAGAUCUGGCCGAAGAGCUGGAAAAGGCCCCUCUGCCCCAAAUCGAUUCCUCAGCGCAAUUUCGGAUUCACAGCGUUCGACUUAUGCCUUCUGGCGCCAUGUCUCUAUCUGGCCCGACCCCGGAUGCGGGCAAUCGGAUCGUGCGACAAUUUGUAGGAUGCGAUGUGCAUUUUCUUCGUCUUCAGAUGGUGGAUGAAGGGGCUUCCACGCGUCUUCGCAUGCGAAUCGAAGGCGUCAAUUCGGACGCGCUCAAAUGGAUCUUCCGAAACGCGCUGGAAAAGGGACUGGAUGUGGCGGGGAGGAGUUGGCGAUAUUUGGCCUUCAGCAAUAGCUCGCUCAAGGAAGGUACUUGCUGGAUGGUCCAUCGCUUCUCGUACGACAGCAAAAAGGUCACGGCGGAUAGCAUUCGCAACAAUAUCGGCGACUUGGCCUUUAUCAGAUGCCCCGCUCGAUACGCUGCUCGUAUGGGCCAAGCGUUCACGUCGACAAUGUUCACGAUUCCAGUGAAGAGAUCCAACGUGGUCCUUAUAGAUGAUAUCGAGCGCAAAGGGCACUGCUUCACUGAUGGAGUUGGGACCAUCUCAUCCGAUUUAGCCGAGCAGAUCAGAGGCAAGAUCAUCAGCGCUCGGGGCGGGCGACGCAGCCAGUACUCGCCCGCGAGCGUCUUUCAAAUUCGUCUCGGAGGUGCAAAAGGUAUGGUCACUCUAGACACAGAACUCCCUCCCGGCCAUGUCCGCCUGCGACCUAGCAUGGUCAAAUUUGAGAAGUCAGCCUCUCAAGCCGACGAUGAGCACGUCUAUCUCGAAAUAGCCAACGCGCCCGAUGGGCCUCUGCCAAUGUUUCUGAAUAGACCCAUGGUCAUGAUGCUUGAAACGCUGGGCGUGCCUAAAGAUCGCUUCAUGGAGCUGCUCAGCGAGGCUGUCAGCCACUUGCGCUACUCUGCCACCAACCUCACCUUGACUGCUCAGGUGUACAGACUGUACAAUGCUCAUCCACCAGGAGGCGCUGCAGCUUUGUUUGAUGCUUUGCGGCGUAUCGGCAUUGACACGCUUGACGGAGAGAAAGUCCCCUUCUUGUACGAUGCUCAUCGCGCUUUCCAGGCCUUUGUAACGCGACACAUGAAAUACCGCACUCGCAUACCCGUGUUGGAGGGAUGCUACACACUCUAUGGGGUCGCUGACGAGACGGGCUGGUUGGAAGAAGGGCAAGUCUAUGCAAGCGUAGAAGUCUUUGACGGACCUCGCGAUGGCAUCGUGCGCCCCCGGAACAUUGUCUUGCGCGGAAAAUGCUUGCUGGGUCGAUCGCCUAUGCUGCAUCCCGGAGACGUGCAGUAUGCGGAAGCGGUGUUGCCGCCUCGAGGGAGCAAGCUGAAUGCUCUUCGGAAUUGCAUCGUCUUUUCUACCAAGGGUAAACGUGAUCUGCCGUCUAAAUUGUCGGGCGGGGAUCUGGAUGGAGAUCUGUUCAACGUCAUUCAACAUCCCUCGCUGCUUACAGUCAAGACUCAGGAACCGGCCAAGUAUCCCCGCGUUGUACCUCGCAAUCUCGAUAGGGAGUGCACCGUAGCAGACAUGAUCGAGUUUUUCGUCGACUUCUUGUUCUCGGACAGGCUGGGCUUGGUCGCCACCCGACACUUGAUAUUAGCAGACGCAUCACCUUAUGGGGUCUUCGAUAGAGACUGCGUGAAGCUGGCCCACAUGCAUAGCACAGCAGUGGACUUUCCCAAAACUGGUAUUCCGGUCGAUACGAAGGAUUGUCCACCCGUGCCACGCUUGCGACCUGACUUUAUGCAAGCAGAAUUCCGAGUCGAGUGGGCACCUGCAGCCAUGCGCUCGGAGCCUCGCGAACGAUUCAACUUUUACGCAUCUGGAAAGGCCUUGGGACACUUAUACAGGGCGCUAGACAAGCCCAUUGUCGAUGGACCUCCUGUUCUCCUCACCUCUGCUCACGAGCCCAUCAGCACCCCUGGCAUGUCGCGCUCGACCAGCCCAGGCGGCGACGACUCAAGCAAAGCCAAAGAGGCUCCACAAGAUGACUGGAACAGUCAAUUGCGCAAGUACUUGGAUCCCUUUCACUCUGCAGUGCAGGUACGCGCACACCUUCCCUACGUCCGUCGCAUCAUCGCGGAGUACUACCGCUCCGUCGAUCUGAUCUCCGUGGAGUGCUCGCCAAGCGGUAGAGACGGCCCACUUUCCGAGGCGGAAAUCUUUAUGGGCUGCAUUGCGCGAGGACCACCUGGUGUGGAUGCAUCGGCGGCAAGAAGCAACACGACUCUCGACACUCUGCGAGCCCGCUACUCUGGCGUUGUCGAGCGCACUAUCGACGCUUUGCUCGGACCUGGUGCUAGCCGUCUGAAUACGCGCGAUGUCCCGCCCCCUGAUGUGGCACAGAUCAUGGACAAAGCACAGAAGGAACGCUGGCAGCUGGUGCUCGACAAGUGCUCGGCCUUCGUCGCUGCAGCGAACGAGGUCGAAGUCAGGGAAGGCGACCAUACGGGCAAUGUCUGGCACAGCGUCUCGGCCACUGCUGACGGCCAGAUCGUGGCCGGCAGGCGUAGCGCGGCGUGGGUGGUAGUGCCAUACCUGGUGCAAGCCGCCGCGACUCUAUCGAUCGUGAAUCGAGAGUGCGCCAGGUGAAGAAUAAUGCCGCGUCCACCUGCUCACUCAUCCAAAGCCUCCAUAGAAUACCUGACAGAACAAAAUAUUUUAGGAUCCGUCAUUCGUCUUCAAUACCUUUCUCGCUUUCAGGCUCUGCCGCUGCGCAUCCUCCCAGGCUUGUGCGGGCGUGACCCUUCACAUAUCGUCCCAGACCGCAAGCUUUGCAGGCCUCCCUCUCAU
Ceraceosorus guamensis is the source of this 4612-nucleotide messenger RNA. RefSeq names its product RdRP-domain-containing protein. Bases 98 to 4411 code for a protein of 1437 amino acids. Gene Ontology annotation, biological process: siRNA processing. Gene Ontology annotation, molecular function: RNA-directed RNA polymerase activity. Lineage: Eukaryota; Fungi; Basidiomycota; Exobasidiomycetes; Ceraceosorales; Ceraceosoraceae. The transcript has 6 exons. The record is from RefSeq and is a predicted model, not a curated record. Gene Ontology annotation, cellular component: nuclear RNA-directed RNA polymerase complex.